AUGACGUCCUCAUGCUGUCCACCUACACACAUGGAAGAUUCCACCUUCAACAUCUCCCCGCUGUUAUCUGGAACAGCGAACGCCACGCCCGAGAUACCGGGAACAACGCCCUCUGCUCCCCCAGUAGGGGGCCUCAUCGGCCCAGAAGCCAUGGAAGUCUUCCGAUUGGUCAAUUUUGUCAGCCUGUACGGCUUGGUGUCCUUCUUCGGCACAGUGACCAACGUCAUAAACAUCGCAGUACUCGUCAAACUUGGCUUCAAGGACACGGUUAAUCUGGGACUCUUCGGACUCGCCCUCUCGGACCUGGGCUGUCUCCUGACGUUGUUCUGGAUGGCUAUCUGUUUCAACCCGGCUUUCGCCUUCUCGCCCGCGGUGCCGUUCGCGCCGUACGAGGUACAGUACUUGACAGGGGGCUGGCCUCACGUAUGCUUCGUCCGCACAUCCAGCUGGAUCACCGCUUUCGUGACCUUUGAACGCUGUCUGUGUGUGACCCUGCCCUUCAAAGUCAAAUCGCUGGUCACUCCAAAGCGGGUUGUCAUCGUGCUGUCCACUAUUUUCUUCCUGACGGUUGCCAGUGUGACACCUGUAUAUUACACGUCACGGAUGAGGUGGCUCUUUUACCCGGCCUACAACAGGACACUUAUCGGUCUGACCUUCACCGACAACAGAGAGGAAGUGGAGGCCGUGACCUUAAUCUUGAACAACUUUGUAUCUCCGAUCACAUCCUUUGUUCUCGUCUCGAUCUGUACUUUGAUUCUGGUUCUGCAGCUAAAACGCAAAACAGAGUGGCGCAGUAAAUCUGUGGCAGCCAGUGCAAAAAGCAAUGACGUCACUUCGGCGAGAGAUAAGAAAGUAGUACGUAUGGUGGUUACCAUGUCAACCGUAUUUAUUAUCACGUUCGCUCCGGGAACUCUUACUUUCCUGUGCAUGGCUCUUAUACCAGAGUACAGUAUUGUGGGGCGAUACUCGAACCUCUUUAAUGUCAGUUUCUCCUUCGUCUUUAUACUGGAAUCGAUUAACUCGAGCGUCAAUCUCUUUGUCUUUUACAAAAUGAGCAGCAGGUACAGGGAGGUUUUCAAUGCCAUGUUCUUAAAAAAGUCCCAGCCUAAGAACAAGUGA
Messenger RNA from Aplysia californica (California sea hare), 1119 nucleotides. RefSeq names its product tachykinin-like peptides receptor 86C. Lineage: Eukaryota; Metazoa; Mollusca; Gastropoda; Aplysiida; Aplysiidae. Gene Ontology annotation, molecular function: G protein-coupled peptide receptor activity. Gene Ontology annotation, cellular component: membrane. The record is from RefSeq and is a predicted model, not a curated record. The transcript has a single exon. Gene Ontology annotation, biological process: G protein-coupled receptor signaling pathway. The coding region runs from base 1 to 1119 and encodes 372 amino acids.